AAUUGGAGGAUUGGUAGGGCAGUCGUCAGUUGGGAAUUGCAAUGAAUGCUGAGAACGCUAGAAUUGUGAGGCUUGUCCUCUUGGUGACUGAAGUCGCUCUCGUUAUUGCGCAUCCAUUCGCAAGGUUCAACCCAAAUAGCCGAAUCGUGGGGGGCGAUACGACGAGCAUAGCAAGAGUUCCUUACCAGGUCAGCAUCCAAAUUGAUGGCGAUCACAACUGCGGUGGGAGUAUCAUCUCCAAGGAUUGGGUGAUCACCGCAGCUCACUGCGUCGAUCCUGACACGAACUAUACGAUUCGGGCUGGUAGCAAUAAUCACGAGGAUGGGGGAUCAAUCCACCCGAUGGCGGAAUACAAAGUCCACGAGCGUUACAUACUAGACUUCGAUGGCCUUCCGGUGAAUGACAUUGCUUUGAUCCGGGUGGAGGUGCCUUUCGAGUUCGAUGAUAAUGUCCAGGCGAUCGAGAUGUACAAUCAGGGCGAGGCGGCUGUCGUCGGAUCCGUCGGGGUCGUCACAGGAUGGGGUGAAAUGGGGGAGAAAGUCCCGGCGAAGGGGGAGGAGAAUCUCCUUCAGAUUGUUGAGGUGCCGAUCACGUCCAAGCACUCUUGCUUCACUGGAGUCACUCGUGUUCCCAGGGGUCAGAUCUGCGCUGGUUAUCCGGAAGGUGGAAAGGAUGCCUGUGGAGGUGAUUCUGGUGGUCCUCUGGCCAUUGAUGGACGUCUUGCUGGGAUUGUCUCCUGGGGACUUGAAUGCGCUCAACCCGGAUAUCCUGGAGUCUACACCGAAGUCGCGUACUACCGACGGUGGAUCCGGAACAAAUCCGGCAUUUGAAUAUUCGGUGAUUGAUCUAUUAUUAAAUCAAUUUCCACAUUUGAAUCUUUGUAA
Molecule: messenger RNA, 884 nt
Organism: Fopius arisanus
Lineage: Eukaryota; Metazoa; Arthropoda; Insecta; Hymenoptera; Braconidae
Product: trypsin-1
Exons: 2
Coding region: 42-830 (262 amino acids)
Biological process (GO): proteolysis
Molecular function (GO): serine-type endopeptidase activity
Source: RefSeq, a predicted model, not a curated record